Molecule: messenger RNA, 1391 nt
Organism: Chinchilla lanigera (long-tailed chinchilla)
Lineage: Eukaryota; Metazoa; Chordata; Mammalia; Rodentia; Chinchillidae
Gene: Rp2
Product: retinitis pigmentosa 2 (X-linked recessive)
Exons: 4
Coding region: 264-668 (134 amino acids)
Biological process (GO): post-Golgi vesicle-mediated transport
Cellular component (GO): periciliary membrane compartment; cilium
Molecular function (GO): GTPase activator activity
Source: RefSeq, a predicted model, not a curated record
UGCUUGCGAGGCUUUCAUUGGCUCAAUGAGCGCUGAGCAAUCAUUGGCUGCGGUGGGUAGUCAGGGCGACUAGGGGAAAAGAAAACGGGGUGCUGGGCCUGGCUGCCUAACAGAGGCUACCGGGUGGCUGGACUGCUCCGCGAGGGUGAUCCGCGGGAGUGGUGUCCCGGAGUGCUGCGGGGCCUGGGCGUCCAGGAGUCACACUACACUCCAGGAGGUACCUGAGCGAGUGUGCCGCCCGGCAAGACCCGCAGGCCAGCAUCAUGGGCUGCUUUUUCUCUAAGGAGCGGAAGACUGAGAAGGAGUCGCGGCGGGAGAACGAGGAAGAGCGGCCCAAGAAGUAUAGCUGGGACCAGCGUGAAAAGAAAUUUUAUUUUCCACAGAUGGUUGGUAAAGGCUUUUUCCUAAUUCAGACAAAAGAAGUGUCCAUGAAAGCUGAGGAUGCAACAAGGGUUUUUCAGAACAAAGCACCUGACUACCUUCCCCUUCUAAGUAAAGGUCCUGUGAUCGCCUUGGAGUUCAAUGGAGAUGGUGUUGUGGAAGAAUGUCAGCUUACUAUAAAUAAGACAUUCAAUGGGACCAAGAUGUUUGUAUCAGAAAACAAGGAGACCGCAUCUGAAGAUGUAGACAACUUCUACAACUUUGUUGAUAUACAGAUGGGAAUAUGAACUGCAAAUGUGGAAAGAAGGAUUUGGUAUUAAGUCCUUCCCAACUUUUGUGUGUAAAGUUUGAUAAUAUGCUUUUGUGUAUUAGCAGUGAUUUUUACUAAUGCUAAAACUGUUGUGUUAUUUUUAAAAUAGUUCAAUUAAAUAGUUUUAAUCUACUUAGCAACUAUUUAGCCCACUUCAAUAAGCUUACAGUUUUCUUUCUUUGCUUAUAAUAACUCUUAUUAGAAAAUAGAAGUGACUACCAGUUCAUGAUUUUAAUCCUAAUUAAAUGUUCUUUCAAAUUUCUAAUAAUUUAAACUUUCCAACUUUCCUCAGUGCUCCAUGAUAUUUGUGUGAGAAUACGUUUCAUUGCUUAUUUUAUUUUUUUAAUUUAGAUGGAUUUGUUACUAUUUGAUCAGUUAGAAUGAACCUAUGCACAUUUUUUUCAUGUAUACAUAGCCAGUUAAAUAGUUGCCUCUUAGUUGCAUUAAAUAGCUAAUGAGAUUUUGUACAUUACUUGACAUACUACUUUUUAAAUUGAAUUUUUAAAGAAAUAAGUGGUGUGUGAUUGUAGCCCUAGCUACUCAAGUGGUUCAGGCAGGAGGAUCACUUGAGCCCAGGAGUUUGCAGCCAGCCUGGGCAGCAAAACUAAAAAAAAAAAAAAAACCAACCACAACAACAACAAAAAAAAAAAACAAAGUGAAGAAAUAGGCAUUUGAUAACUAGCUUUGCAAAUAACUCUAA